Messenger RNA from Osmia lignaria (orchard mason bee), 520 nucleotides. RefSeq lists its product as uncharacterized. The record is from RefSeq and is a predicted model, not a curated record. Lineage: Eukaryota; Metazoa; Arthropoda; Insecta; Hymenoptera; Megachilidae.
CAAUUAUUUUGGUUUGGCUUCCACCUCGCCUGGUUGCUUGUAAAUUUUAAAGAACAUUUGAUGAUGAUCAUCUGCUUAUUUGAUAAAUUGACGUGGUAAACAUGUCUCAUAGUAGUUUCCACAAUUCCAAAGACAGUUUCGUGAGGGAGAGACAAAUACUGGAACCCGAAGCCAGCUCCGAGGAUCAUAUUGUGAAACGGUCGCAAUCUGGACGGCAAAUUAAAGAAUUAAAUCUUAAUCUGAGAAAAUGUCAAAGCGUAGAUGGAUCUGUAAAAAAAUUGCAUAAAAGAAGGCGCAGGGUGAGGCCACGAAGCCUGAAGGUGCCACAGGUGCCCGAGAAAAUUGUUAAUAUUGUGAAUAUCCUACAGCACGAAAACUUCUUGGAAGUGGUCGACCGAUUCUUCAAGCCCAAGGUUACUAAGCAACCGUGAAGAAGAAUCGUGGUCUAUUAAGUCCAAUAUGAGGGAAAAAUUGUCAUUGUAUAAUUAAGUUAUAACAAUUUGUAACUUUGUCCUUCAAA